Molecule: messenger RNA, 795 nt
Organism: Eimeria maxima
Lineage: Eukaryota; Apicomplexa; Conoidasida; Eucoccidiorida; Eimeriidae
Exons: 4
Coding region: 1-795 (264 amino acids)
Source: RefSeq, a predicted model, not a curated record
AUGAAGACCAUUCCCCGCGGCCCACAGCCACCCUUGAGCAUAUAUAAUUCGAUGGUGGAUGGCCUCAGAAGCGUCAGGGGUAACAGCUCUCGGGAGAAUGGCGCCUCUGCGACUUUUCAAGCAAAUACCAAUGCUUACGUACAACCCCUUUUGGGCCAAGGGGUUAUUGCAUAUUUAGAUGAUAUUCUUUUCUAUACCCCUGAUGUACCUACUCAUGUCGAUCUUCUUAGGAAAGUGUUGGACAUCCUACUUGAGCAGCAGUUCUACCCCAAGUUUAGCAAGUGCAAAUUUGCUAAGCAAGAGCUCACGUAUUUGGAGUAUACAUUCAGUGCGGAAGGGAUUAAACCUGCCACGGAUAAACUUUCGGCCAUUAGGGUCCCAGAUACUUCUAAGCCUUUCGAAUUGUAUACUGAUGCCUCGGGUUUGGAAACGCCAAAGGAUUGUUUGGGCUACAGACGUUCGUCUCCCGGAGCGGCCCAGGGGACCUGGGAGGCGGACGCCUUCCAGUGCAACUACCCGACACUACUUGUGGCUCCAAUUCCGCCGGCUUUCGAACAGCUGCUGCUGCAACCACAACAGAACGACCAGCAGCCGCAGUACGAGCUGCAGCAGGUAAGCAGAGAGGAGCGACAUCGGGGAUGCGACAACCAGCAGCAGCAGCACAACAGCCCCCCACACCGGCGGCAAGACGGUCAUUACCAGCGGCACGACGACCAACGCCUGGCGCAGCACGACGACCAACGCCUGGCGCAGCACAACGACCAGUGUUACCAGCAGGGAGGCCAUCAACAGUAG